AAGGGGGGAUGAAAGUGAUUGCUGGGAGCGACUGGCACGGUGUUGGCCAUCUUGGAAAGAUAUGUCGUGUAGAUGUAAACGUCAACAGGAGAUUGUUUAUCCGACAACAGACGGUCCGGCUUUUUGCCCUCACUAAAAUCGCGCAUCGUCGUGAAUCGUCGUCGCCAAGGAGGGUCGCGUCAGGCGCGUCAUUUCUAGAAUAAUCCGCCCGCUCGUAUCUUCGCAACACACUCAGGAUGAAUCGGGGUGACGGUCUGGUGCAACGUCGCAGAAUUGUAAACAGCGGCAGCGGGGGUAGCGGAGGAAACGGCCAGGAUGGCUCCAACGACCUAACCGGGAACUCGGACAAGUCCUCGGGGCAUGGCGCCGACUCCGAGAGCUCCUCCCAGAAGGACCUCAACUGUAAUCCAGCCGUUGACUCGGACUCCGACAAGGAGACGAGGCUCACCCUCAUGGAGGAGGUUCUCUUACUAGGUCUCAAGGACAAGGAGGGAUACACGUCCUUCUGGAACGAUUGUAUUAGCUCCGGUCUGCGUGGUUGCAUCCUUGCCGAGCUCGGUCUCAGAGGACGAGUCGAAUUGGAGAAGGCUGGUAUGCGGAGGCGCGGUUUACUCGCCAGGAAACUCCUUCUCAAGAGCGACUCGCCUACAGGUGACGUCCUCCUAGACGAGGCUCUUAAACAUCUUAAGGAGACGGAUCCUCCUGAGACUGUUCAGAGCUGGAUCGAAUACCUCAGCGGCGAGACUUGGAAUCCGCUGAAGCUACGAUACCAGCUCAAAAAUGUGAGGGAACGAUUGGCCAAGAAUCUUGUCGAGAAGGGUGUUCUCACCACUGAGAAACAGAACUUUCUUCUGUUCGAUAUGACCACUCACCCGCUCACGGAUAACCUUGCCAAAACUCGGCUGGUCAAAAAGAUUCAAGAAGCUGUACUCGGUCGAUGGGUAAACGACGCGGGCCGAAUGGAUCGCAGAACGCUGGCGUUGGUGAUUUUGGCACAUGCAGCUGAUGUCUUGGAAAAUGCUUUUGCCCCGCUGUGCGACGAUGACUAUGAGGUUGCGAUGAGGCGAGUACGAACUUUGCUAGACCUUGACUUUGAGGCAGAGGCCGCGAAACCAAACGCGAAUCCCGUCCUUUGGGCCGUAUUUGCAGCGUUUACAAAGUAGCGACAUUUUCCCAACUGCCUCAGAGUAUAGGGAUCAAUGAAUUUAUUUGAUAUAUAUGUGUAAAUAGAAGGAUCGAGUGUACGCGCGUCGUUCAAAGUCGCGCGUCGGUGUACAUAUGCACACCCAGGUAAAUUAUGCCACCCUCACUUUCGUUAAUAAAUAUUUAUAGUCUUAAGGGCGUCCGACAUUCAUUUUCGUUCCGAAAUAUCUCAACGCUUGAUUGAUGAAAUGUUUGUAUUUUAUCAUUCGUGUAAAUGUAUCAAAAUGAAUGACGCGUUUUGGCCCAUAUUUGUCCGUGAUAUAUGUCGCCCCAACUUGGUUUCUACCCCCCAAAUUGUCCAAACGAACCAUUUUGGUGCGAGAGGUGAUGUUCCCAAAAAAUUCUAGACCUUUUCAGCCAGAGACAUUCGUUUUUAUUUCCUGUAUUUUUGAGCUUAUUUAUAUUGGUAUUUUGAUUUCUUUUUUGGUGACGUUUAACAGUUGCUGCUUGAAUUCACUUUUGCGCCAAGCGCAGGGCCAACAUUCAUUUGACUCUUGAUCAUUGUAACAACGCCAUUUAUUAGGUAAAUAAUUUCUAAGUUUUUUCCUCGUUUGUUUAUUUUUCUUUUGUUUUAGUAAUUUUUAGAGCGUGUGUCAAUAGAAUUUAUUUGAAUUACCGGCGGGGCAGGUAAAAAAAAUUUAGGACGGUCGUGUGAUUUAUGAUUAAACAGUACCUACACAUGAUUUUUAGAAGCGGACGUAAGUAUUAUUUCAUAUACGUUGCGACAAAUUGAAAGAGUGGUACGAUUUAUAGAAUUCCUGAUGGUAAAUUAUCUUUGUCGUUUACUUAAACUAUGAAUCGUAAGUUUCUUUGUGUUUUAUUUACGAUUACGAAUAUUCCUGUCCCGGUGUAAAUGAAUUGUUUCCAUUACAUUUCUCAUCGAUUAUUCCAAAUAAUAAUUGUCGCUCUAAUUGUGACUUUCAAACAGGCUUAUAUAGCUGAUCGUUUGCAAAAAGUAAAACUGAUAAAUGAAAUAAUCGUAACUGAAGUUAAUC
This is a messenger RNA of Diprion similis, 2198 nucleotides long. It is a transcript of the gene sau, whose product is annotated as Golgi phosphoprotein 3 homolog sauron. The transcript is spliced from 4 exons. Bases 237 to 1163 code for a protein of 308 amino acids. NCBI's taxonomy places the organism in Eukaryota, Metazoa, Arthropoda, Insecta, Hymenoptera, Diprionidae. Gene Ontology annotation, biological process: Golgi to plasma membrane protein transport; retrograde vesicle-mediated transport, Golgi to endoplasmic reticulum; Golgi organization. Gene Ontology annotation, cellular component: cytosol; trans-Golgi network; Golgi cisterna. Gene Ontology annotation, molecular function: phosphatidylinositol-4-phosphate binding. The record is from RefSeq and is a predicted model, not a curated record.